AGAUCUAAAUAGGUAGCCAAAGACACACCCGUUUUGCGGUGCAUGCCAACGGCGACGCUAAGCUAGGGAGGUCAAACUCGUCCGCGCAUUCCAGGUGUGUGGACGAAAAAAAAAAAAAACACGAAUGCCAGCAAAUUGAACUGCAUACAGUUGUAUACAACGCUGUACAAUCACAACAAGAUCACCCGUCAACAUGGCUACGAAGAAUGGACUUAUAACUUCUUCAUUCAAGGUGGUGAAGAAAGCAACAAAUGUAGCAAAGCGGGAUGAGAGGCCACCUCCUCCACCACAAAAUACAGAAACUCCAUCACCCCGACAUGAAGACCAACAGAAACUGAGACAGUUUGACCUGGACUGGAGAUAUGGGCCCAGUACAGGUAUCAGCAGGCUUCAAAGAUGGGACAGGGCAAAGAUUCAUGGUUUGAAUCCACCUGAGGACAUCCGAGACUUGCUGCUGCUAAAACAAACUGAUCAAGAGGACAAGUUGAGUUUAUGGAGCGAAUAUCCUUUGUGAUGAUGACUCAAGAAGAAGAAAACUUGAGGAUCAAGGAGCGCUCAAGUUGUGUCAACACUGCUGCUUUGCCAAUCAGAACACAGAAUCCCAACCUCUUCUCUUCCAUACAGGGAAUAAAAUAACAAGAAGAAUCUAAAUGUUCCCGUGUGUUUGUUACAGUAGAAUAGAGCAAGCAUAUUAGCCACAAUAGGCUCAAUUAAAGGAGCUAAGUUUGAGUUUUCAUUGAUGCUGUGAGAAGAGUUUUUACUCAACAAUACAUCCAUCCAUCUACUUUGGCUUAUCCAGGGUGGGGUCACAGGGGCAGCAGCCAAAACAGGGAAGACCGGACUUCCCUACCCACCGCCACUUCGCCCAGCUCUUCCGGGGAGAUCCCGAAGUGUUCCCAGGACUGAUGAAAGACACUGGGCCACUUCAGAAAGUCAAAUAUCCUAACCACCUGCCACCAAGGAGCUUUUUAACCACCUCAGUGACCUCAAUCCCAGAGAUAGAAGAACCCACCUCAGAGUGUCCAAACUUGUUUCCUCAUGGGAAGGCGUGUCGGUGGACUUGAGAAGGUAUUCGAGGUAAGUAUUCGGCCCACCUACUCACAACAUCCCGAGUUGAGGUCAGCAGCAUACCGUCUCCACUAUACACAGUGUUAACGGUGCACUGCUUUCCCCUCCUGAGACGCCUCGACGUCGUUUUCCAUGGCCUCACCGAACUCCUCCUACGCCCAAAUUUUUGCCUCAGCGAUCACCAAAGCUGCAUUCCGCUUGGCCAGCCAGUACCCAUCAGCUGCCUCCUGCCAAAAAGGCCCGAUAGGACUCCUUCUUUAGCUUGACAGCAUCGCUUACUGCUGGUGUCCACCAACGGGUUUAGGCAUUGCCGCCCACGACAUGCAGUUGCUUCCUUACGGCCACAGCUCCGGUCAGUUGCCUCAACAAUGGAGGCACAGAACAUGGCCCACUCCUCCCACAGGUGGUGAGCCCAUGGUUAGACUCCACGGUCUUCAUUUUGUUUUUUCUUCAGCCAUUCAGAGGUGGACUUGUUGGUGUGUUUUGGAUCAUUGUCCUGGACAGUUUGACAUUAAGAUGUGGGCUAUGCAUUAACUGGGCUGCAGGUCAUUUUUAUUGAGACAUUAAAUGCAGACGGCACUCAUUAAAGCUUUGCUUUUAGAGUAGGCCUAAGCUAAUAAGUGUAAAUGAAAGCCAACAGACCUCUCAGCAGCAAUGCAUUUAUUUGCUGUGUUCAUUUAACCUAAACAAUCAUAUGGAUAAUAUUUUUCAAUAAGUGUUGAUUCAAAUGAUUUGUUCAUUCAUACCAAAUAAUGAUUAUAUCGUCAUUCCAAUAAAAUAUGCAGAUGCUUUCCCCGAUACUCUUAAACACAUUCCAGAUUUACCCAAAGGAAAAAAAUGCUAAUUAUAUUAAAUGUGGUUAAAUGUUGGUUAUGGGAUUAUUUAAAGAUUUGAUCUUUAUUUAAGAAAAUGUACGAAAAGUCCCAAACAGGAUUAGAGAUCCUUUCUACUUUGCAAAUGAUCAAAGUGUGUGAAUUCAGAAACAUUGUUUGUGUGUGUGGUGUUUUUAAGGAAAACCUUUAAAGAUAAUGGUUUGUAUGGUUGACUUUCUGAAGUAUAUUUCAAUAGUACUGAAACCAGACCUCCGUUGAGAGGGUCAAAGGGUGGGAGUCCAACAAUCUUUUGUUUGCACGUCUAAAUCCCAGGACAUCUUUAAAUCAGUUAUAUGGAUAGUGGGGUUUCCGGCUAAUCCUUGACCGAAACCUGACCGGUAUGUACAACCGGGGUCAGGUCAUCAGAGAGGACUGGUUUUCAUUAUCGCAACCAAGGGCCCCAGGGAGGGGGGAAAUUGACAGAGUAAAAGAGACACCCGCAGGGGAGUGCAAGUCCAAAUAUGGUCAUGAGGAACGGCCCUCUCACGGGUGCCCCAAGGAGGGGUUAAUUCCACACCCAGAAAAUUAAACCUUGAUAAACUGAGAUCCAGGGGGUUUUCGGGGGCUUUUUCGUCGUUCUGACCACGAAGCAGCUGCUAUGACACGAAGGCCUGUUCAAUAAAUCGAAUUAGCCCAAACGGUAAGUGUCUCGAAGUCUUCAUUCAACCCAUGCCAGACGGAAGUCGAAGUUCUCCCAGGAGAUCAAUCGACUCGGAAGCACAGGUGCAAGAAAAUGAACCAUCCAUCCAUCCAUUUUCUGAGCCGCUUCUCCUCACUAGGGUCGCGGGCGUGCUGGAGCCUAUGUCAGCUGUCAUCGGGCAGGAGGCGGGGUACACCCUGAACUGGUUGCCACCCAAUCGCAGGGUACAUACAAACAAACAACCAUUUGCACUCACAGUCACGCCUACGGGCAAUUUAGAGUCUCCAAUUAAUGCAUGUUUUUGGGAUAUGGGAGGAAACCGGAGUGCCCGGAGAAAACCCACGCAGGCACGGGGAGAACAUGCAAACUCCACACAGAUUGAACCCGGGUCCUCAGAACUGUGAGGCUGACGCUCUAACCAGUCGGCCACUGUGCCGCCGAAAAUGAACCACACUUGCCAAAAUACUCUCACUCUCUAUCUCCUCACAACCCCAUUUUGAAGCACAAUGAUGCAUCUUAUAUAGCUAGUAUGGCGCCAAACCACUCAAAUCUGUCAAACCUGUCAAGCUGUCAUUGGCUCAUGGCUUUUCAACACAUUCUGCGCUUCGAAACAUUUUGAAGGAAUGAAGCUCGAAGCGAAACAGCGGUGACGUUCGAAGCUUCGAACGUCAUCGGUGUCGAGUGGGCAGCCAAGCCACAUAUAAGCGAUGGUGCAAAAGGUUGUAAUUGGCUUAUGUUGCUGGGUUCAUGUGAUUGAGCUUAGCCCCAGUUUCAAUUCCUUGUUCAACCACCAGAGGUCGACAAACCAAAUUUAGAUCAUGACGUAUGAGUCGCCAGGUCAAGCGUAAGUCUUCUUAAAUAUCUUAAUACUAUUAAACCCCUUGUCAUAGUAAACAAACACAUACUGAAGUCAACUGCUUAUAAUCAUUUGUUUGAUUUUAUAUCCUUGAGAUAAUUUUGAUGUUCUCUGUGAUGUUAUAAUUCAGAUGUUCUUUUGGAAAUCAUUGAUAAAAAGUACAUCAAGCCUAAUAAGGCUGUUAUAUAUUAUUCUUACUUUUGUAUUACUAUUAUGCAAUGCUUUGGAACAGCUUGUAUGCAAAGACUGUAACCUGUGUAAGGUUGUCUCUCUCAGGCAACGAAGCACACGAAUGCUAAUGUAAUGUAAGCACGGACCUGUACGGACCUGUUGAAAUGCAUGAGAGAAUUGUAUUCACAAGAAUGUAUAUACAAUUAACUGACAAAUAACAUAUACACAUGUAUUGCAGAAUGCUUAGAGAUUAACGUGAUGUGAUAAAGUGUAUUGGUUGUGUUCAAGACGUAUGAAAUAUGCUUGUCAUUGAAUGAAUUUAUUGAAGAACCUACAAGACAUAUGAAAUAUGCUUGUAGUCGAUUGUAUUUACUGUGAACCUAUUUUGGGUGAGCAAAAAGGAGGUCAAAGUCAGGACAUUGAAUGAGUAAUAAAGUAAUAGGUGCUUUCAACUAAGGUCAAAGUCAGGACACUUAAUGAGUAAUAGAGAAAUAGGUGCUUUCGACUCAUGUCAAAGUCAGGAAUAAUAGAAAAACAUGGCAGGAACCGAGGUUAUAAGAACCCCUCACACUGACAAACGGGGCUCCUUAUUCUCUCGAGGUAGGGAGACACACGUUCUUUUUCCAUCGCAAUGAUCAGGGACUGGCUGGCAGGAGGACUUCAUUUUUGAAUCUUCCUCUUUAAUUGGGAAAGACUAAAAGAAUAUCGUAAUAAGGUAACUAAUAGAACCCCUAUUGACUUUGCGUAGACAGGAAAAAGAGCUAGUCAGCUGUCCAGAGAUUCGUACGUUCCAAAUUAUCUUAUUAUUAAUUGGCAUUACGGCUCCGUAGGACUUGAUCACUCCUUAAAGCUCACUCAAAAGGUAAAGACUUGUUUUAUGACUUAUUACUUUUAAACUACUUCUAUUUCUUUUCAUUUUUAUUAUUCUUAUUAUUGUUCAUUUUAUAUGACAAAC
Phycodurus eques (leafy seadragon) is the source of this 4562-nucleotide messenger RNA. RefSeq names its product DNA polymerase delta 4, accessory subunit (gene pold4). The transcript has 6 exons. Gene Ontology annotation, biological process: DNA synthesis involved in DNA repair; DNA-templated DNA replication. Gene Ontology annotation, molecular function: DNA-directed DNA polymerase activity. Gene Ontology annotation, cellular component: delta DNA polymerase complex. NCBI's taxonomy places the organism in Eukaryota, Metazoa, Chordata, Actinopteri, Syngnathiformes, Syngnathidae. The record is from RefSeq and is a predicted model, not a curated record. The coding region runs from base 194 to 514 and encodes 106 amino acids.